AUGUUGAGGUGCGCCGUCGCGUUGCUCGCGACCGUGAUGUCCGUGUCCGUCCUGCACCACGCCGGGGCGCACCGGUCGCUUGCCGUCAGGUUGCCCCCGGCGACGACGCUGCAGAGGACCGACACAUGGCCGCCGACUCCUCAGGCCAAGCGCGCCAACCUCACCGCGAUCCUCACCCUCGACGGGCCGUUCCGCACCUUCCUCGGGUACCUGCAGCAGACCAACCUCGUGGAGGUGUUCCAGAACCAGGCGUACCGGACUGACCAGGGCAUCACCGUCUUCGUCCCCGUCGACAGGGCCUUCGCCGCCGUCAAGCCGUCGGUGCUGUCGGGUCUGUCCAGGCACCAGCUCAAGGACCUGAUGAUGUGCCACUCGCUCGCCAAGCACUACGAGCUCGCGGACUUCGAGGGGCUGAGCCGGAUCGGGCCGGUGACGACGCUCGCCGGCGGUCUGUACACGGUGAACGUGACCUACGACGCGGGCACCGUCCACGUGCGGUCCAGGUGGGCCGACGCCAAGGUCGUCGGGAGCGUGUCCGUGGACGCGCCCAUGGCGAUUUACGAGCUCGACCGGGUGCUGCUCCCGGACUCGCUCUUCCGCGCCCAGCCGCCGGUCGCGGCCAUCCCGGACGUGCCGCCGGCGCCUCCUCCGACCAAGGAGGACGCCGAGGCGCCUGCGACUGAACCGGAUCCCGUCGCGCCGAUGCAAUACGAUCCGGCGGGAGCGGCGGACGCCGCGACCUCGGCGUGCGGAGCCCGCGAUCGGUUCGCGCGCCAUGCGGCCACCGCGGCUCUCGGUGCAAUGGCGCUGGUCGCGUUGUGA
Messenger RNA from Setaria italica (foxtail millet), 822 nucleotides. Its product is annotated as fasciclin-like arabinogalactan protein 7. The record is from RefSeq and is a predicted model, not a curated record. Lineage: Eukaryota; Viridiplantae; Streptophyta; Magnoliopsida; Poales; Poaceae. Bases 1 to 822 code for a protein of 273 amino acids. The transcript is spliced from 2 exons.